Molecule: messenger RNA, 1269 nt
Organism: Ctenopharyngodon idella (grass carp)
Lineage: Eukaryota; Metazoa; Chordata; Actinopteri; Cypriniformes; Xenocyprididae
Product: epithelial membrane protein 2-like
Exons: 5
Coding region: 87-569 (160 amino acids)
Cellular component (GO): plasma membrane
Source: RefSeq, a predicted model, not a curated record
GAUAGUUCAGAGUAAAGAGCUGCAGUCGGACACAGAUCAUAUCUGGAAGUGUGCAGUUGCUCUCAUCCUUCUGUUCCUCAGCAGUCAUGUUGGUUUUACUCGCUGCCAUCUUCGUCCUCCACCUCACCUGCAUCGCUCUGCUGCUGGCCGCCACCAUCCAUAACGCCUGGUGGGUGACCGACACAGUGUCCACUGAUAUCUGGGCUCGAUGGACUCUGACAGGCGGACAGUGGAACUACACUGAGCUUCCUGAUGUCUAUCCUAAAGAGUAUCUGCAGGCGGUGCAGGCCAGCUCCGUGCUCGCGUGCAUCUUCUGCAUCCUGGGCCUGUUCGUGUUUGUGGCGCAGCUGUACACACUACCUAAAGGAAGACGCUUCCUGUUCUCUGGAGUCUUCCAGCUGCUGGCCUGGCUGUGUAUAAUGAUCGCGGCGUCCAUCUACACGGAAAUCUUCCAUAAAGACGAGCGGAACGGCUGGUACGGAGCCUCCUUCAUCCUGGCCUGGAUCUCCGUCUGUCUCACCUUCAUCUCCUGCGUCACCUACUUCGUCCUGCGCAAGAAAACAGCGUGAAGAACACACACACACACACACACAAACGCAGAGACUACAAGCAUCCAUCCUCACCUCUGAUAAACACACACUUCUCCAUCAACAGAUCUUCAAACGCUCGUCUCAGGCUGCGCUCGAGUGUUUCAUCUGUAGAUAUGUAAUCCUAGUGACAUUCAGAGCCUAAAUCUGCCAUCAUGUCAUGUUUAACACUAGUCAUGGUAUGGGGCUGUUUACCGUCACAUGAGCCCCAUAAACACACCGCGAUACGGGUGAUUCUUCACUUAAACUACCUGAAUGUGUAAAAAUGAAAACCUUAAUUCUGCAAACUCUUUGUUUCUUUGUUUCUAAGCAUUUAUCAUGUGAUCUGAUCCUGGCUUCGGUCACUUUUGUCAGUUUAAGCAUUUAUAAUUCAAAUAUAAUUCCCAUCACAACAUGAAAUAACUGAUUUUAAUUAAAAGUUGCUUUUUUACAUGAAAUCACUUCAUCCACGAUAAAGAGACAUGUCGGCAUGUUUGAACAACUUUUAAAGUUUAGGAGUCUUUAAUAAAUCCUUUAAAACGGGAGUCAGACAGAAAAACAUUUUUGUCAAGAUAAUUCUGUCACUUUGUUUCCAUGGAAUAAUGUAUUACUGUUGAUGUUUUCUGAUGAAAGGCAACUUUAGAGUCUAGUAGUAAUUAAAAUAUUAACAGCAAAUAUCAAUAAAGCACACAUUUAUUGUUUA